CCACAGCACCGCACAGGAAAGCAACGGGCAAAGGUUCUUUUAGGAAUCUUUCUCCAGAACUUUUCACAUACUGGAAUUCCUCAGACACCUGUGGUGUGAGGAUGGCGACUUUGAGGAAACAAUAUGCGGUGGCCAGACCUGUGUACUCUGAGGACAGCUUUGCUGAAGACCAUGAGAAAAUCUACAGACUGCACAAAACCAUCCUGGACCAUGUGAAAGAGUAUCUGACCUGCGAUUCAAAACGUGCCAAGAAUGCAGUGCUCUCUCUUCUGCCCAUCAUCGGCUGGAUGCGGAUCUACCGAGUUAGAGAGUGGCUGCUGGGUGAUGUGGUGUCUGGGAUCAGCACCGGACUGGUGGCCAUUAUGCAAGGACUGGCCUUCUCUCUGCUGGCCUCGCUGCCUCCGAGCUACGGCCUCUACACAGCUUUCUUCCCCAUGCUGACAUACUUCUUCCUCGGUUCUUCAAGACACAUAUCUGUAGGCUCUUUCCCAGUCCUGAGCCUGAUGGUGGGGGCUGUGGUGACCCGCCUGGUCCCAGAGAAUGGACCCCCGGCCAACAUCACCAGCUUUGAGGGCCUGACCCCGGACCAGCAGAGAGUCCUGGUGGCCUCCUCUGUGACCUUUCUCAUGGGGAUUUUCCAGCUGGCAAUGGGUGUUCUGCAGGUGGGCUUUAUGGUUGUGUACCUGUCCGACACUCUGGUGUCCGGCUUCACCACAGCCGCUGCUGUCCACAUCCUGGUGUCCCAGCUCAAGUUUGUGUUAGGACUGACUGUUCCAGGCAUCAGCGGUCCACUCUCUCUCAUAUAUACCCUGGAGAAGAUAUUUGUCCAGAUCACCUCAACCAACAUCUGUGACCUGGUGAUGUCCAUAGUGAUCAUGGUGGUGGUGUUCAUUGUGAAGGAGCUGAAUGACAGAUACAAAGCCAAGCUGCCUGUCCCCAUCCCCAUAGAGGUUAUCACGACUAUCAUAGCGUGUGGCGUGUCCUAUGGCUUCAACUUCGAGAAGACAUAUGACGUCGACGUGGUUGGCAAAAUGGUUAGUGGGUAUGAGUCUCCCAUUGCACCCGAUAUGGAAGUCUUCCAGGAGAGUGCAGUGGAGGCUUUUCCUAUAGCCAUAGUGGGGUUUGCUGUAGCCUUCUCUGUGGCCAAAGUCUACUCUAUUAAACAUGAUUACACCAUAGAUGGGAACCAGGAGCUAAUUGCAUUUGGAGUUAGCAACAUAUUUGGUGCAAGCUUCCGGUCGUUUGCAGCCAGCACAGCACUCUCCAGGACGGCUGUGCAGGAGAGCUCGGGAGGCAAGACACAGAUAGCAGGGCUGAUCUCAGCCAUGAUGGCGAUGAUUGUAACUGUGGCACUUGGCUUCCUGCUGGAGCCGCUUCCCAGGUCUGUCCUGGGUGCCCUGGUCAUCGUCAACCUGAAGGGCAUGCUGAUGCAGUUCAGAGAAAUCCUGUACCUGUGGAGGAGGGACAAACCAGACUGUGUGGUGUGGGUGGGAACAUGUCUGGGCGCCAUCCUGCUGGGACUGGAUCUUGGUCUGGCGCUGGGCUUGGGGGUGGAGCUGCUCACUGUCAUCUUCAGGACUCAAUUCCCCCGCUGUUCCGUCUUGGCGAACAUCCCAGGGACCGAACUCUACAAAGAUCGCAAAGAUUACCUGCAUAUAUUGGAACCAAAGGGAGUCAAAAUCUUCAGGAUGCCAUCGCCUAUCUUCUUCGCCAACAUUGAGUUCUUCAGGGACAAGCUUGUAGAAGCUGUUGGAUUUAACCCUCUGAGGGUUUUGAGGAAGAGGAACAAGGCUCUGAGGAAAAUCAAGAAACUGUUGCAGAAAAAGGAUGAUGCCAUUACAGAGAGAGGCGUGAGGGAUUUAGUACACCGGAUGACUGAUGAGUUUUGCAUGAACGUGGAGGAGUUGGAUCUGCCCUCUGACACCAAGGACCUUCCGUUCCGGUUGGACUGGAGCGCCGAGCUUCCCGCUAACGUCAAUGUUCCCAGAGUGGACCUCCACAGCCUGGUGCUGGACUUCUCUGCUGUCUCCUUCCUGGACAUCUCUGCUCUGAAGGGACUCAAAAUGACACUCAAAAGCUUCCUCCGUGUGGAUGUGGAUGUUUACGUUGUUUCUUGUGACGCGUACGUCAUGGAGAAACUACGCAACUGUACGUUCUUCGAUGACGAGAUUGUGACCUCCAUGUUCUACCCGACCCUUCAUGACGCCAUGCUGCAUGUGCUUGAAAAACACAAGGACAAAAGUAGAGGCCUGGUGUUAGCAGAUACCGCACUCUAA
Perca flavescens (yellow perch) is the source of this 2276-nucleotide messenger RNA. It is a transcript of the gene slc26a3.1, whose product is annotated as solute carrier family 26 member 3. Lineage: Eukaryota; Metazoa; Chordata; Actinopteri; Perciformes; Percidae. Gene Ontology annotation, biological process: sulfate transmembrane transport. Gene Ontology annotation, molecular function: secondary active sulfate transmembrane transporter activity. The transcript has 19 exons. Gene Ontology annotation, cellular component: membrane. The coding region runs from base 102 to 2276 and encodes 724 amino acids. The record is from RefSeq and is a predicted model, not a curated record.